CAGUGUUUUUCCGGAGUGAAUUUUUAUCUAAACAACGAAUAAAACUAGUGAAAUAGUGACAACUGAAGUGAUUCCCGGAACAAAUACUUGAAUUUCAAUUGUCACAAAGCAGACAAAUUUGGACUUUUUGUCGUGCAACAAAAUCUUUUCUUCUCAUCCCGAUUGUUUCUUCAAGUGCUAUAGUGUUUGACAUACAAGCUUCUCUGCUUUAAUAUGUUUGGGACAAUAAUAGUUAUGUGCCACUUGAAUGUUUUCAAUUGAAUUAACCAUCACCAUCAAUUACCCGAGGUUAGAAUUCUUUCCAUUAAAUUGGCGUAAUCUUCCAGGGUGAACAAGACCUCUAUGAAGUAAAAUUCUUCGAUUUGCACUCUUGGACAGUUUACCGUCCCUGUUUGACCUGGAUAUCUGUUUAAUUGAAAUUUAUCAAGGCUUCACAUCUUUAUCUGCCAGAUGUAAUAACUGAUGAGUAACAUAGCUCAGCCGACACCACUCGUGAUCCUCGAGGAUUUGCAGUCAAAUUUUACACCGAAGAAGGCAACUGGGAUUUAGUCGGAAACAACCCCCCAUAUUUAUUAUUCGUGAUCAUAUUCUCUUUCCGAGCUUUAUUCAUAGUCAGAAACGCAAUCCAGUAAUCCAUUUGAAGGACCCUGAUAUGUUCUGGGAUUUCAUAUCUCUUCGACCAGAAACGACUCAUUAAGUUUGUUUUAUGUUUUCCGAUCGUGGGACUUCAGAUUGUUAUCGUUUCAUGAACGGUUACGAAUCGCAUACCUUUAAGUUAGUUAAUGCUGAAGGCAAGCCAGUACCGAUGAAGGGAUUCGUAAUUUAGAUGCGGGCAAAGCUCAUCAACUUACUUCCGAUGAUCCAGACUAUGCAACUCGUGAUCUGUAUAAAGCCAUUUCUAAAGCAGAUUUUCCUUCCUGGUUCGUAAAAAUUUAAGUGAUGACCUUUGAAGAAGCAGAAAAGUUAAGUUCAAAUGGAACCCCUUUGAUUUAACUAAAGUCUGGCCGUAGGCAGAUUUUCCAUUAAUUCCAAUUGGCCGUAUCCGAAAUGUAAAUCGAUCUUGGACCGCAACCCAAAAGAUUACUUUGCUGAAGUUCAACAAAUUGCCUUUAGUCCAGCUUAUAAUUAACCAGUAACAUCACAUCGGCUAUCCUUUAUUGCAAGGCUACAAUGGAGGAACCAUCCAAAAGAAGAAAGUUAGUAGUUAAGAGGAGACAGUUGAUUAACAGAUUCAACCAAGAGUUUGCUAUGCUCGGUGGACAGCUGGACGGCGAACUGCUUGUCAGCCCACGCCAAAACGUUCUGCUGGUUGGGGAAGAUGUUGUGAAUAGCGCAGACGAAGAUGCCGAUGAUGAAAGAGAUGACAACGAGGACGCGCCGCUUUCCUUGAACAAUGACGAGAUGUCUGAGACUUCGGGCCAUUCAAGCUCAACAGAUGUAAACCAAUCGUCUCCAACAUCAAUCAAUUUCAACGACUUACCCCAAAGUCAAAAUGACGAUGAAAAUCAUGCUUAUAAUGAUCGUUCAGAAUCCUUGUUGGAGUCCGAUUCUGAUGCAACACCUCAAUCUACUACAGAUGAAAGCGAACAAUCCAGUGACGAAGGCAUAGACUUGGAGGAUUGGGACGACAUCGAUGCCAUUCUAAAUGCAGAAGCGGAGCCAAUUGAUCAAGAUGUGGAGCUGAAAGAGUUUUUGGCCGAUUGGUUAACGAAAGAAGACGUCUCGGGCGCAGCCGCCGACAGGCUCAUCAAAGGCUUGAAGGACCUUCGUCAACAAGGCCCCACAUUCGCUUUCUUGCCAAACUGUUCAAGAACCCUAUUGAAGACUCCACGCAAAGUAUCUGUUAUUCCGCUAUCGGGCGGAGGUGUUUACUAUCACUUUGGGUUAGAAAAAGGAAUUCAACAUCAACUUGGGCGACGUCUACUCAACAAGAUUCCUUCCGUCGUGAGAGGGCGCGUGAACACGGAUGGAUUGCCGCUGAGUAAAAGCAGCUUAAGUCAUUUUCAUCCCAUUCUGUUUCUGUUAGAAGGAGAGCAAACUCCUUUCCCUGUUGGAAUUUACCAUGGACAUCAGAAGCCUGCAAGUGCAAACGAAUUAUUGAGAAUGUUCGUGGAAGAAGCCUCCAGUUUGCAGAGUAAUGGCAUUACUCAUCGUGGUCUUGUACUUGGGUUUCAAAUCUUAAACUUCAAUCUUGAUGCUGUAGACCGCUCAUUUAUCUGCGGGAUCGUGGGUCAUUCCGGCUACUACUCGUGUCCGAAGUGUGUCACAGAAGGUUUUUAUUAUGUUACACCGGGAAAACAUAAAGGCAGAGUAACGUAUCCUGAUAUGGAAGCAGCACUACGAACUCAUCAGACAUUUGUAGACCGCGAACAACCAGACCAUCACGUUAGAUUGUCCGUAUUGGAAGACCUUUCCAUUGAUAUGGUUCUCGAUUUCCCAAUUGACUACCAACACCUAGUCUGUCUGGGAGUAAUGCGGAAGCUUCUCAAAACCUGGGUGAAACGAUCGACAUCUGUCCAUCUAAUCAGCAAAGAAAAUGUGGAAGAAAUUUCGCGCAGGUUAAUAGCGAUACGCAACUCAGUCCCAAGCGAAUUCGUUAGGCAGCCGCGCUCUCUUGUCGACCUUCUAAGGUGGAAAGCCACCGAGUUUAGACAGUUCUUACUUUACUGGGGCCCUGUUGUUUUGAAAGAUCUACUUCCCGCUCCAUUAUAUAACCAUUUUCUUUGCCUCCAUCUAGCAAUGAAAAUUUUGGUAUCCGUAAAAUUAUGUUUUCAUUACAACAAUUACAGUAAGCAAUUGCUUCGCCACUUUGUAUCUGAAAGCCGUAAAUUGUAUGGUCCUGAAUUUGUUGUUUAUAAUGUUCAUGGACUUAUCCACCUUCCUGAUGAUGUACUGCGUUUCGGCCCUGUCGAUAACUUCAGCUGUUUCCCGUUCGAAAACUUUCUACAGCAGAUUAAGAAAAAAAUUCGUCGCCGUCAAAACCCUUUGGCACAGGUAGUUAAAAGGCUGGCAGAAGCGGCAAGUUGUAAAAAGCUAUCCACCCCUGUCAACGUUCCUUCAUUACUGUUGUCUAAUCCCCAUUGUCGUGGCCCUUUACUUGAUGGUAACGAUGUUCUUUUCGAAGCAAAGCAGUAUAGAACUGCUGUACUUGAUCCCUGGCGAUUAACUACUAGAGCCCCUAACAACUGUGUCUUCAUCAACGAUGGAACAAUUGUAUGUAUUCAAAAUGUUAUGCAAGUUGGUAAUGAUGUAGAAAUUGUUGGUUUCCGUUUUCUCGAGCCCGAACCGCUUUUGGAAUCUCCUUUUGAUGCAAAUGGUGUCCUUCAAACGUACCGUGUGAAUACUAAUUUAAUCAGUCCCCUAAUAAGCUACCCAAUUGAAAAUGUAAAAUGCAAAGCAUAUGCGAUUCCUAUGUCCUGGCAAUUAUAUGAUUUUGACGAGGAGGCGGAAGAAACCAGCCAUUUUGCUAUUUUUCCUUUACUGAUGGAAGACAAGUACCGAUAGAAGUUAAAUAAACAAAUUUUCAUUGAAAA
Daphnia magna is the source of this 3533-nucleotide messenger RNA. RefSeq lists its product as uncharacterized. The coding region runs from base 1171 to 3504 and encodes 777 amino acids. The record is from RefSeq and is a predicted model, not a curated record. The transcript is spliced from 8 exons. NCBI's taxonomy places the organism in Eukaryota, Metazoa, Arthropoda, Branchiopoda, Diplostraca, Daphniidae.